AUGUUUUUUAUAAAAGAUCUAUCAUUGAAUAUUAUUUUGCAUCCAUCCUUUUUUGGCCCUCGUAUGAAACAAUACUUAAAAACUAAAUUAUUACAAGAAGUAGAAGGUUCAUGUACAGGUAAGUUUGGUUAUAUAUUAUGUGUCCUAGACUAUGACAAAAUUGAAAUUGAACGUGGUAGAAUUUUAGCAACUGAUGGUUCUGCAGAAUUUACAGUAAAAUACAGAGCAGUUGUUUUCAAGCCAUUUAAAGGUGAAGUUGUUGACGGUACCGUUGUGUCAUGCUCUCAACAUGGUUUCGAAGCACAAGUGGGACCAAUGAAGGUUUUUGUUACUAAACAUUUGAUGCCACAAGACUUGGUAUUUAAUGCUGGUUCUAAUCCUCCUUCUUACCAAAGUGCGGAGGAUGUCAUUACAAUUAAAAGUAGAGUCAGAGUAAAAAUAGAAGGUUGUAUUAGUCAAGUUAGUUCUAUUCAUGCCAUUGGUAGUAUAAAGGAAGAUUACUUGGGUGCUAUAUGA
This is a messenger RNA of Tetrapisispora phaffii CBS 4417, 516 nucleotides long. RefSeq names its product DNA-directed RNA polymerase II subunit RPB7 (gene RPB7). Gene Ontology annotation, cellular component: RNA polymerase II, core complex; P-body. The transcript has a single exon. Gene Ontology annotation, molecular function: single-stranded DNA binding; single-stranded RNA binding; translation initiation factor binding. Lineage: Eukaryota; Fungi; Ascomycota; Saccharomycetes; Saccharomycetales; Saccharomycetaceae. Bases 1 to 516 code for a protein of 171 amino acids. Gene Ontology annotation, biological process: transcription initiation at RNA polymerase II promoter; positive regulation of nuclear-transcribed mRNA poly(A) tail shortening; DNA-templated transcription. The record is from RefSeq and is a predicted model, not a curated record.